This is a messenger RNA of Molossus molossus (Pallas's mastiff bat), 420 nucleotides long. It is a transcript of the gene FAM237B, whose product is annotated as family with sequence similarity 237 member B. The record is from RefSeq and is a predicted model, not a curated record. The transcript has a single exon. Bases 1 to 420 code for a protein of 139 amino acids. NCBI's taxonomy places the organism in Eukaryota, Metazoa, Chordata, Mammalia, Chiroptera, Molossidae.
AUGAACUUUGCCACAGGAAGAUGGUUCUGUCUGCCAUUGGGGUGUAUGGUGCUGAUCAGUCUGAUUAAUGCGGAUUUUGAAUUUCAAAAGGGAGUGCUUGCCAGUGUCAGCCCAGGGAUCACGGAAGACAUCGAUCUCCAGUGCUGGAACUCUUGCUCUCUGACACUGAUAGAUCUCAAGGAACUCAAGAUAGAGCACAAUGUGAACGCUUUCUGGAAUUUCAUGUUGUUCUUGCAAAAAUCCCAGUGGCCUAGACAUUAUAAUGUCUUCUUAAGCAUAGCUCAGGAUUUCUGGGACAUGUAUGUAGACUGCUUGCUUUCAAGGUCUCAUGGAAUGGGCAGAAGACAGGUGAUGCCUCCCAAGUAUAAUUUUCCACAGAAGAUAACAGGAGGUAAUUUAAAUGUCUACUUAAGAGAGUAA